This is a messenger RNA of Trypanosoma theileri, 696 nucleotides long. RefSeq lists its product as uncharacterized. The record is from RefSeq and is a predicted model, not a curated record. NCBI's taxonomy places the organism in Eukaryota, Euglenozoa, Kinetoplastea, Trypanosomatida, Trypanosomatidae. The transcript has a single exon. The coding region runs from base 1 to 696 and encodes 231 amino acids.
AUGAAGCCAGCAGAGGUUUAUGCGUCCAUGAUGGAUAUGGACGCGUCUCUUGUUCGGCACUAUCUGGUAGGCGCAACGAAUGAACCAGAUGAAGUAAUAGUCACUGAGCUGUUAGAACUGAAGAACCUAAUAGCAAACCUAGACCCAAAGGUUGCUCGUGAUGUUAUUGUUAGCAAAUCAGGAGACCGUGUUGGAACAUUAGAGUGCCUUCGUCAUUUGGGAGAGGUGCAUUCCACAAAGGUGGAAAAGAAAGAACACAAGGCUGAAGGGAAUGAAAAACGUAAAGAAAAAGGAUUCUUCGAUUGGUUGUUUGGGAAGAAAUCCAAACACGAAACGGCGAAGGUGUCACGAGAUACACCAAAAGCGAAAAAUCAUGAAAAAACAGUUCACCAUCCAGAAACUGCUAAUAAGCCUGAAGUAAAGCAGAGUAACGGGGUUGAACAUUCAGAAAAUGGUGGUGAAGGUUCUAUCCCUUCAGACGCAACUCAUAGGCAACUAACACCGGAUAACUCUUCUGAAUUAACCAAAAGAUAUUUUGGUCGUCCCGCCCCUAUAAAAUGUCCCGAGGAGGAGCGACUCUCAAAUGAAUAUAACUUUGCUUCGUCUGCAUCUACCGUACACGGCUCUACAAUAGAUCCUGGUGACGAGUUUCAGGCUAUAUAUAGUCAGUUUGUAAAUAUGGCGAAAAAAUCUUAG